This is a messenger RNA of Porites lobata, 10446 nucleotides long. The record is from the annotation of a GenBank genome assembly. NCBI's taxonomy places the organism in Eukaryota, Metazoa, Cnidaria, Anthozoa, Scleractinia, Poritidae.
AUGGGUUACAAGGGGUUAGAGAAGGUUACAGUGGGUUACAAGGGGUUACAGGAGGUUAUAUGGGGUUACAGUGGUUUACAAGGGGUUACAGAAGGUUACAGGAGGUUACAAGGGGUUACAGGAGGUUACAUGUGGUUACAAGAGGUUACAAUGGGGGUUACAAUGGGUUACAGAGGGUACCAAGGGGUUACAGAGGGUUACAAGGGGUUACAGGGGAUUGCAAGGGUUUCCAAGAAGAUACAGUGGGUUACACGAGGUUACAGGGGGUUACAAGGGGUUACAUGGGGUUACAGAGGGUUACAAGGGCUUACAGGGGGUUACAAGGGGUUACAAGGGCUCACAGGGGAUUACAAGAAGUUACAGAAGGUUACAGGGGGUUACAAGGGGUUACAGGAGGUUACUUGGGGUUAUAAGAAGAUACAGGGUGUUACAAGGGGUUACAGAGGGUAGCAAGGGGUUCCACGGGUUACAAGGGGUGACAGAGGGUUACAAUGGGUUAGAGGGGGUUACAAGGGGUUAUAGGGUGUUACAAGUGCUUACACAAUGGGUUAUAAGGGGUUAGAGAAGGUUACAGUGGGUUACAAGGGGUUACAGGAGGUUACAUGGGGUUACAGUGGGUUACAAGGGGUUACAGAAGGUUAAAGGAGGUUACAAGGGGUUACAGGAGUUACAUGUGGGGUUACAUGUGGUUACAAGAGGUUACAGGGGGUUACAAGAGGUUAGAGAGGGUUAAUAGGGGUUACAGAGGGUUACAAAACCUCACGAGACGUUACAAGGGGAUAGAGGAGGUUAUAGAGGAUUACAAGGGGUUUCAGGGGGUUACAAGGGGUUCCAGGGGGGUACAAAGGGAUACAGAGGGUUACAACGGGUUUCAAGAGGUUACGUGGGGUUAGAAGGGGUUAGAAGGGGUUACAAUAGGUUAGAGAGGUGACAAUGGGCUACAAGGGCUUCCAGAAGGUUACAAGGGGUUACAGGGGGUGACAGGGGGUUACAUUGGGUUACAGGUGGUAACAACGGGUUACAGGGGUUACAGAAGAUUACAAUGGGUUACAGGUGUUACAAGGGGUUACAUAGGGUUGCAAAAGGUUACAGAAGAUUACAAGGGGUUAAAGAGGGUUACAAGGGGUUACAGGGGUUUAAGAGGUGUUACAAGGAGUUAUAAUGGGUUACAAGGGGUUGCAGAAGGUUACAGGGGGUUACAAGGGGUUAGAGGAGGUUAUAUGGGAUUACAGUGGGUUACAAGGGGUUACAGAAGGUUACAGGAGGUUAAAAGGGGUUACAGGAGGUUACAUGUGGUUACAGGAGGUUACAGGGGGUUACAAUGGGUUACAGAGGGUACCAAGGGGUUACAAGGGGUUACAGGGGAUUGCAAGGGUUUCCAAGAGGAUACAGGGGUUUACACGAGGUUACAGAGGGUUACAAGGGCUUACAGGGGAUUACAAGGGCUUACAAGGGCUUACAGGGGAUUACAAGAAGUUACAGAAGGUUACAGGGGGUUACAAGGGGUUAUAAGAGGUUACUUGGGGUUAUAAGAAGAUACAGGGUGUUACAAGGGGUUACAGAGGGUAGCAAGGGGUUCCAGGGGUUACAAGGGGUUACAAUGGGUUACAGGGGGUUACAAGGGGUUAUAGCGUGUUACAAGUGCUUAUAGGGGGUUACAAGGGGUUACAGGAAAUUAAAGUGGGUUACAAAAGGUUGCGGGAGGUCACAAGGGGUUACAAGAAGUUCCAGGGGGUUAUAAGGGGUUACAGAGGGUUUCAACGGCUUACAGGGGAUUACAAGGGGUUACAAGGGCUUACAGGGGAUUACAAGAAGUUACAGAAGGUUACAGGGGGUUACAAGGGGUUACAGGGGAUUACAAGAAGUUACAGAAGGUUACAGGGGGUUACAAGGGGUUAUAAGAGGUUACUUGGGGUUAUAAGAAGGUACAGGGUGUUACAAGGGAUUACAGAGGGUAGCAAGGGGUUCCAGGGGUUACAAUGGGUUACAGGGGGUUACAAGGGGUUAUAGGGUGUUACAAGUGCUUAUAGGGGGUUACAAGGGGUUACAGGAAAUUAAAGUGGGUUACAAAAGGUUGCGGGAGGUCACAAGGGGUUACAAGAAGUUCCAGGGGGUUAUAAGGGGUUACAGAGGGUUACAAGGGCUUACAGGGGAUUACAAGGGGUUACAAGGGCUUACAGGGGAUUACAAGGGGUUACAAGGGCUUACAGGGGAUUACAAGAAGUUACAGAAGGUUACAGGGGGUUACAAGGGGUUACAGGAGGUUACUUGGGGUUGUAAGAAGAUACAGGGUGUUACAAGGGAUUACAGAGGAUACCAAGAGGUUCCAGGGGUUACAAGGGCUUACAGAGUGUUACAAUGGGUUACAGGGGUUUACAAUGGGUUAAAGGGUGUUACAAGUGCUUACAGGGGGUUACAAGGGGUUACAUUAAAUUACAGUGGGUUACGAGGGGUUAUGGAAGGUCACAAGGGGUUACAAGAAGUUCCAGGGGGUUACAUGGGGUUACAGAGGGUACAAGGGGUUACAAGGGAUUACAGGGGGUUACCGGGGGUUACAAGAGGUUACAGGGGGUUACAAGGGAUCAGAGAGCGUAACAAGGGGUUACAGUAGGUUACAAGUGCUUACAGGGGCUACAAGGUUUUACAAAGAGUUGCGAGGGGUUAGAGAUUGUUACAACGGGUUAAUAGAGGAUACAGGGGGUUACAAUGGGUUACAUGGGGAUAAAAGAGGUUACAAGGGGUUACAAGAGGUUACAGGGGGUUACAUAAGGAUAACAGGGGGUUACAAGGGGUUACAAAGGGAUACAAGGGGUAUCAGAGGGUUACAAGGGGUUACAGAGGGUUAGAAGCGGUCACAGCGGGUUACAAGGGGUUACAGGGUGUUACAGUGGGUUAAAAUGGGUUACAAGGGUUACAACGGGUUACAAGGUGUUAUAAAGGGUUACGAGAAGUUGCAGGGGGUUACAGGGGUUACAAGGUGUUACAAGGGGUUAAAUGGGAUUACAAGAGGUUACAGAGGGUUACAAGGGGUUAGAGCGGGAUAUAAGCGGUUACAGAGGGUUACAAGGAGUUACAGAGGGUGACAAGGCGUUACAGAGGGUUUCAUUGGUUUACAAGGGGUUAUAAAGGGUUACAAGGGGUUACAGGGGGUUACAGGUAGUUAAAAAGAGUUAGAGGGGAUUGCAAAAGGUUACAGGGGGUUGCAAGGGGUUACACGAGGUUACAGGGGGUUACAAGGGGUGACAGGGGGCUACAAGAUGUUUUAUUGGAUUGCAAGGGGUUGCAGAGGGUUAUAAGAGGUUACAGAGUGUUACAAGGGGCUAAAAAGGGUUACAGGGGAUUGGUAAAUGUUAGAGACGGUUAGAUGGGUUACAGGGGGUUACAAGGGGUGUCAGUGGCUUGCAAAAGGUUACAGGGGGUUACAAGGGGUUACAUAGUGUUACAGGGGGUUACAGCGGGUUAAAAAAGGUUACAAGGGGUUAUAAGCGGUUACAGAGGGUUGCAAGAGGUUUCACAAGGUUACAAGGGGUUACAAGGGGUUACAGAGGGUUAAAAGAGGUUACGAGAAGUUACAAGGGGUUAGAGUAGGUUAUAGAGGAUUACAAAAGGGUUACAGGGGGUUACAACGGGUUACAAAGGGUUACAACUGGUUACAGAAGGUUACAAGGGAUUACAAGAGGUUACAGAAGGUUACUAGGGGUUACAUGGGGUUACAUGGGGUUACAAGGGCUUACAGGGUGUUACAAGGGGUUAGAGGGAGUGAGAGGGGCUUACAGAGGUUACAGGUUACAAGGUUACAAGGGGUAACUGGGGGUUAAUAGUGGUUAGAGAGGGUUACAAAGGGUUACCAGAGGUUAGAAGGGGUUACGGAAGGUUACUGGAGAUUACAAGCGGCUACAAGGGGGUACAGAGGGUUACAAGGGGUUACAGAAGGUUACAAGGGGUUACAAAGGGUUAAAGGGGUUACAGAGAGUUACAAUAGGUUACAGGGGUUACAAGGGGUUACAAGGAUUUACAGAUGGUUACAAGGGGUUUGAAGGGGUUACAGGGGGAUACAAGAGGCUACAGAGGGUGAAAAUGGGUUACAGAAAGUUACAAGGGCUUACAGGGGGUUACAAGGGGUCACAGGGGGCUACAAGAUGUUUUAUUGGGUUGCAAGGGGUUACAGGGGGUUACAAGAGGUUAAAGAGUGUUACAAGGGGUUAAAGAGGGUUACAGGGGAUUGGUAAACGUUAGAGACGGUUAGAGGGGUUACAGGGAGUUACAAGGGGUGUCAGUGGCUUGCAAGAGGUAACAUAGUGUUACAAGGGGUUACAUGGGGUUAAAAAAGGUUACAAGGGGUUAUAAGCGGUUACAGAGGGUUGCAAGAGGUUUCACAAGGUUACAAGGGGUUACAGAGGGUUAAAAAAGGUUACGAGAGGUUAGAAGCGGUUAGAGGAGGUUACAGAGGAUUACAAAAGGGUUACAGGGGGUCACAACGGGUUACAAAGGGUUACAACUGGUUACAGAAGGUUACAAGGGAUUACAAGAGGGUUACAUGGGGUUACAGCGGGUUACAAGGGCUUACAGCGUGUUACAAGGGGUUAGAGGGGGUUAGAGGGGUUUACAGAGGUUACAGGAGGUUACAGGGGGUUACAAGGGGUUACAGAAGGUUACAAGGGGUAACUGGGGGUUAAUAGUGGUUAGAGAGGGUUACAAAGGGUUACCAGAGGUUAGCAGGGGUUACAGAGGGUUACAGGAGAUUACAAGCGGCUACAAGGGGGUAUAGAGGGUACAAGGGGUUACAGAAGGUUACAGGGGGUUACAAAGGGUUACAGGGGGUUACAGAGAGUUACAAUAGGUUACAGGGGUUACAAGGGGUUACAAGGAUUUAAAGAUGGUUACAAGGGGUUUGAAAUGGUUACAGGGGGAUACAAUAGGCUACAGAGGGUUACAAGGGGUUACAGAAGGUUGCAAGGGGUUAGAGAAGGCUACAAGGGAUUAGAAGAGGUUACAGGAGGUUUCAUGGGUUUACAAGAGGUUACAGGGGGUUACAAGGGGUUACAGAGGAUUGAAAGGGGUUACAAGGGGUUAAUAGCGGUUACUGAGGGUUACAAAGGGUUACAAGAGGUUACAAGGGCUUAGAGGAGGUUACAGAGGAUUACAAUUGGUUUCAAAGGGUUACAAACGGUUUCAAGGGGUUACGAGGGGCUAGAGAGGGUUAGAAGGGGUUACAGGAGGUUACAGGGGGUUACAAGGGGUUAUAGGAGUUUACAGAAGGUUACAAUAGGUUGCAGGGCUAACAGGAAGUUACAAGGGUUUACAGAGGGUUACAAGGGGUUACAGGGGGUUACAGGGGGUUACAAGAGAUUAGAGAAAGUUACAGGGGGUUACAAGGGGAUACAAGAGGUUACAAAGGGUUAUGGGGUUGCUGGGGGAUAGAGGGGGUUACAAUGGAUUACAAAGGGUUACAAGUGCGUACAGGGGUUUACAACGGGUUACAAAAAGUUACAAGGGGUUAUAGGAACAUACAGGGAGUUACAUGGGGUUACAAGGCGUUACAGAGGGUUACAAAGGCUUACAGGGGGUUACAAGGGGUUACAGGAGGUUAUAUCGGGUUACAAGGGGUUACAGAGAGUUACCAGAGGUUACAGGAGGUUACAAAAUGUUACAACGGGUUAGGUUGGUUACGAAGGUUUACAAAAGGUUACGGGGUUACAAGAUGUUACAGGAGUUUACAGGGGGUUACAUAGGGUUACAGAGGGUACCAUUGGGUUACAGGGGGUUACAAGGGGUUACAGGAGGUUAUAUCGGGUUACAAGAAGUUACAGAGAGUUACCAGAGGUUACAGGAGGUUACAAGGUGUUACAACGGGUUACAGUGGGUUACGAGGGGUUACAAAAGGUUACAGGGGUUACAAUAUGUUACAGGAGGUUACAGGGGGUUACCAGAGGUUACAGGGGGUUACAUAGGGUUACAGAGGGUACCAUUGGGUUACAGGGGGUUACAAGGGGUUAUGGAGAGUUACAAGGGGUUACAAAGGGUUAAAAGGGGUUACAUGUGGUUACAAGAGGUUACAGGGAUGGUUAGAAUGGGUUAAAGAGGGUACCAAGGGGUUAAAAGGGGGUUAAAAGGGGUUACAGAGGGUUACAAUGGGUUACAAGGGUUUACGAGGUGUUACAAGGAGUUACAGUGGGUUACAAUGGUUUACUUAAGGUUACAGGGGGUUACAAGGGGUUAGAGGAGGUUACAUGGGGUUACAAGAAGUUACAGGGGGUAACAAGGGGUUACAGAGGGUACCAAAGUGUUACAAAGGGUUACAGAGGGUUACAAGGGGUUACAAGGGGUUACAGCGGGUUACAAGGAAUUACGGGGGGCUACAAGGGGUUACAGGGGGUUACAAAAGGUUACAAGGGGUUGCAAGGGGUUACACGAGGUUAGAGGGGGUUACAAUAGGUUUCAUUUUGUUUCAAGGGGAUUCAGGGGGUUACAAGAAGUUACAGAGUGUUACAAGGAGUUAAAGAGGGUUACAGGGGGUUGAUAAAUGUUACAGGCGGUUACAGCGGGUUACAGGGGGUUACAAGGGGUUUCAGUGGGUUACAAGGGGUUACAUAGUGUCACUAGGGGUUACGGGGGGUUAAAAAAGGUUACAGGGGGGUAUUAAUACUAUAAAGGAAAUAAAGGGAGAUGUAAAGAAUCAACCAUAAGAGGACACAGAAAAAAUCUGAGCGCCAGAUGAGAUUCGAACCCACGACCCUCCGGAGGGUCUUGGGUUCGAAUCCCAUCUGAGGCUCAGAUUUUUCUGUCCUCUUAUGGUUGAUUCUUUACAUCUCACUUUAUUUCCUUUACAAGGGGGUACAAGCGGUUACAGAAGUUUACAAGGGGUUACAGGGGGAUACAGAGGGUUACAAAAGGUUACGAGAGGUUGGAGGAGGUUACAGAGGAAUACAAGGGGUUACAGGGGGUUACAAGGGGUUACAGAGGGUUAGAAGGGCUUACAGGGGGUUACAAGUGCUUACAGAGGGUUACAACGGGUUACAAAGGGUUACAAGGGGUUACAGAAGGUUAGAAGGGGUUACAAGAGGUUACAAGGGGUUACAAGGAGUUACAGCGGGUUACAAGGGGUUACAUGGGGUUACAGAGGGUUACAAGGGAUUAGAGGAAGUUACAAGAGGUUAGAGGGAGUUACAAGGGGUUACAGUGGUUUAAAGAGGUUACAGGAGGUUACAGGGGGUUACAAGAUGUUACAGAAGGUUACAAGGGGUUACUGGGGGUUAAUAGGGGUUAGAGAGGGUUACAAAGGGUUACCAGAGGUUAGAAGGGGUUACAGAAGGUUAUUGGUGAUUACAAGGGGUUACAAGGGGGUACAGAGGGUUACAAGGGGUUACAGGAGGUUACAGUUGGUUAGAAGGAGUUACAGGCGGUUACAAAAGGUUACAGGGGGUUGCAAGAGGUUACACAAGGUUACAGGGGGUUACAAUGGGUUUCAUUUUGUUUCAAGGGGUUUCAGGGGGCUACAAGAGGUUACAGAGUGUUACAAGGAGUUAAAGAGAGUUACAGGGGGUUGAUAAAUGUUACAGGCGGUGACAGCGGGUUACAGGGGUUACAAGGGGUUUCAGUGGGUUACAAGGGGUUACAUAGUGUUACUAGGGGUUACGGGGGGUUAAAAAAGGUUACAGGGGGAUAUUAAUACUAUAAAGGAAAUAAAGGGAGAUGUAAAGAAUCAACCAUAAGAGGACACAGAAAAAAUCUGAGCCCCAGAUUGGAUUCGAACCCACUACCCUCCGGAGGGUCGUGGGUUCGAAUCCCAUCUGGGGCUCAGAUUUUUCUGUCCUCUUAUGGUUGAUUCUUUACAUCUCACUUUAUUUCCUUUACAAGGGGGUACAAGCGGUUACAGAAGUUUACAAGAGGUUACAGAAGGUUACAAGGGGUUACAGGGGGAUACAGAGGGUUACAAAAGGUUACGAGAGGUUAGAGGAGGUUACAGAGGAUUACAAGGGGUUACAGGGGGUUACAAGAGGUUACAGAGGGUUAGAAGGGCUUACAGGGGGUUACAAGUGCUUACAGAGGGUUACAACGGGUUACAAAGGGUAUCAAGGGGUUACAGAAGGUUAGAAGCGGUUACAAGAGGUUACAAGGGGUUACAAGGAGUUACAGUGGGUUACAAGGGGUUACAUGGGGUUACAGCGGGUUACAAUGGAUUAGAGGAAGUUACAAGAGGUUAGAGGGGGUUGCAAGGGGUUACAGGGGUUUAAAGAGGUUACAGGAGGUUACAGGGGCAUACAAGAUGUUACAGAAGGUUACAAGGGGUUACUGGGGGUUAAUAGGGGUUAGAGAGGGUUACAAAGGGUUACCAGAGGUUAGAAGGGGUUACAGAAGGUUAUUGGAGAUUACAAGGGGUUACAAGGGGGUACUGAGGGUUACAAGGGGUUACAGGAGGUUACAGGGGGUUACCAAUAGUUACCGGGGGUUACAAAAGGUUACAGGGGGUUGCAAGGGGUUACAAGGGGUUACAAGGGGUUUGGAGGGGUUACAGGGGGGUACAAGAGGUUACAGAGGGUUACAAGGGGUUACAGAAGGUUACAUAGGGUUACAAAAGGUUACAGAGAGUUAGGAGGGGUUAGAGGGGAUUACAAGGUGUUACAAGGGGUUACAGUGGGUUAGAAGGGGUUACAGAAGGUUACAUGGGGUUAGAAGAGAUUACAGGAAGUUACAUGGGGUUACAAGAGGGUAGAGGGUGGUAGCAAGGGGUUACAGAAUGUAUCAAGGAAUUAUAGGUGGUUACAACGGGUUACAAAGGGUUACAAAGGGUUAUAAGAGUUUACAGGGGGUUACAAGUGGUUACAUGGGGUAAGAGAGGGUUACAAGGGGUUACAGCAGGUUAAAAGGGGUUACAAGAGGUUGCAAGGGUUUACAAGGGGUUAGAGAUGGUUACAUGGGAUUAGAAGGGGUUACAGGAGGUUUCAUGGGUUUACAAGAGGUUACAGGGGGUUACAAGAGGCUACAAGGGCUUAGAGGAGGUUACAGUGGAUUACAAGUGGUUUCAAAGGGUUUCAAGCGGUUUCAAGUUACAGGGGGCUACAAGGGGUUAUAGGGAGUUACAGAGGGUUACAAUAGGUUGCAGUGGUAACAGGAAGUUACAAGGGUUUACAGAGGGUUACGAGGGGUUACAUGGGGUUACAGGGGGUUACACGGGGUUACAAGAGAUUAGAGAAAGUUACAAGGGGUUACAGGGGGUUACAAGAGGUUACAAAGGGUUAAGGGGUUGCCGGGGGAAAGAGGGAGUUACAAGGGGUUACAAAGGGUUACAAGUGCGUACAGGGGUUUACAAGGGGUUAAAAAACGUUACAAUGGGUUACAAAGGGCUACAACAGGUUAAGGGGGUUACAAGGGGUUACAGGAACAUACAGGGAGUUACAAGGGGUUACAUGGGUUUACAGAGGGUUACAAAGGCUUACAGGGGGUUACAAGGGGUUGCAUUAGGUUAUAUGGGGUUACAAGAAGUUACAGAAAGUAAUCAGAGGUUACAGGAGGUUACAAGGUGUUACAACGGGUUACAGUGGGUUACGAGGGGUUACAAAAGGUUACAGGGGUUACAAGAUGUUACAGGGGGUUACAUAGGGUUACAGACGGUACCAUUGGGUUACAUGUGGUUACAAGAGGUUACAGGGGGUAACAAGGGGUUAAAGAGGGUUACCAAAGGUCACAAGGGUUUACAAGGUGUUACAGGGAGUUACAGUGGGUUACAAUGGGUUACGGAAGGUUACAGGGGGGUACAAGGGGUUACAGGAGGUUACAUGGGGUUACAAGCAGUUACAGGGGAUAAGAAGGGGUUACAGAGGGUACCAAGGGAUUACAGGGGGUUACAAAGGGUUGCAGCCUGUUACAAGGGGUUACAAGGGGUUACAAGAGGUUACAGGGGGGUUAAAAUGGGUUACAGAGGGUACCAAGGGAUUACAGGGGGUUACAAAGGGUUGCAGCCUGUUACAAGGGGUUACAGGGGGUUACAAGGGGUUACAGAGGGUUACAAGGGCUUACAGCGGGUUACAAGGGUGUACGGGGGGUUACAAGAAGUUACAUGGGGUUCCAAGGGGUUACAGGAGGUUACAAGGGGUUACAGAGGGUUACAAGGGGUUACAGGGAGUUAGAAGCGGUCACAGAGGGUUUCAAGGGGUUACAAGACGUUAAGGGGGUUACAAUGGUUUACAUUAACAUACAGGGAGUUACAAGGGGUUACAUGGGGUUACAGAGGGUUACAAAGGCUUAAAGGGGGUUACAAGGGGCUACAGCGGGUUACAAGGAUUUACGGGGGGUUACAAGAAGUUACAGGGGGUGUCAAGGGGUUACACGAGGUUACAAGGGGGUUACAGAUUGUUACAAUGGGUUAUAGGGGGUUACAAGCAGUCACAGAGGGUUAAAAGGUGUUACGGCGGGUUACAAAGGGUUAAAAGAGAUUUGAAGGGGUUA